Molecule: messenger RNA, 180 nt
Organism: Pocillopora damicornis (cauliflower coral)
Lineage: Eukaryota; Metazoa; Cnidaria; Anthozoa; Scleractinia; Pocilloporidae
Source: RefSeq, a predicted model, not a curated record
CAUUAUUGAGAACUUAUUAUGCUCUUUACACCGUGGAGAAAUGAGGAAACUGACUUGCUAGCAAAUAGUUCUUCCUACAAAGCACGUUUCUUACUUAUGAAAGAUGCCAUAAGUGAACAAAUGAAAGAAUAUGCUGUUUGUGGUAGUGGUAUGGAUAAACUCCAGGAACACUUGAAUGGU